AUGUUGACUUUUGGUGUUCGAACUGGACUGGAUCUGGCCCUCUUCUGCUCAGGUAUGCCGUUUCUCCCUCGUGUUUUCCAUGCCUGGAUGAGUUAUGGGCUGAUGGGUGCUGGCAGUGGCAAAGUUUGGGGGUGCAGGUUUUCUCCGCUGAAUCCUUUGGUUUGUAUGAUGAGACUGAUCAAAAUUUUUAAAAAACACUCUGUAAGUCAGAACUUGUUAAGAGGUGUUCCACUGGUGGUAAUUUGGAGAUUAUGGAGGGAGCGAUGCAGAAGGGUCUAUGAAGAUAGCUCACUCUCGGCCUAUGCUGUGUUUCUAGAUAUCUGCUCCACUCUGCGUCUUCAGGCUUAUGGCGUUAGACCUAAAGAUAAGGAAGGCAUGAUUGGUAUGGAAUUCUUGAGGGCAUUAAAGCUGAUUUUCUUUCCAACUGGUUCUCUCUGUGAUGUGGUGCUUUCAGUUUGGAGGACUCUGCUGGUUUCCCUUGUUCCUGCUGGUUUUUCAGGCAACAUCUGUUUCUUUAAUGCUGUUGUGGGGGUUCUCAUGUUGCUUUUCUGCUGCUUGUUGUCUGGAUGCACUGUUCAUGUGAACUGCUUCGCGAUUGCUGCAGAUUGUCUCUUCCAGCUGAUCUCAGUUGGUUUAUUGACUGGAACACAAUGUUGGUAUUUCACGGUUCUGUUCAGCAGCAUUUCUUCUCUGUCCAAGUCCACUGCUCACGUGAGCAGUCCGGUUGCUGCACUGCUGAAUCUUCUUGUUUUCCAGCUGGUUUUCCAAUUGGUUUCUUGCUUGUAUGAGCCACUCAGCUGGCCUCUCUACUGUUUUUUUGGUUUUGCAAUGAAGGAGUGCUGGGGGCUCGGGAUCCCAGCUGCUUUCUCUUAUGGUGUUACUGCUGCCUUUUCUGAUGAAUUUCAGCUGCCUCUGCUCUCACCCUUUGCAGCUGCUUUUCAUGCGUCUGUUCACCUGAUUACAGCUGGAAUUUCAGCUGCUGUUCAACUGGAUUAA
Messenger RNA from Ilex paraguariensis (yerba mate), 996 nucleotides. The record is from the annotation of a GenBank genome assembly. NCBI's taxonomy places the organism in Eukaryota, Viridiplantae, Streptophyta, Magnoliopsida, Aquifoliales, Aquifoliaceae.